AUGGCGAAAGGAAGCAACGGUAAUCGGGAAUCUGAAGACCGUAACGAGGAAGGAAGAAAUGGCAGAGGAAUUCGUGAAGGGAACAGUAAUGGAUACAUUAAAAACAUAAGAAGGGAAGGAGGUGGAAGAGAUCAACGCUCACGUGGAGAAGGAAGUAAUGUUUUUACAUUUGUGAUUGACUUUCAGGAUUCUUCUUCAGGGUCAUUGACGACACCAACUCCGGACAACCUUUCGAAAACUUUCUAUCAGACGCCUGUUAUUCUUGAACGUAGGCCACAAACUUCCGGUGCUUCAACUUUACAGGCUUCGGAUAAGGGCGAGGAAGAGAGCUCUCCACAAACAAUAUUUCGUCCGUCUGUUCGCAUAUUUCGCGACGAUUCUUUUAAUCGCGCAUCUUCAGCCAACGCACCACGCGUAGAGACUAAGCAAAUAACUUUUAAAGGAAAGCCUUUCGACAAACCCUUUGUAAAAAUGAUCAAUGAGAAGGGUGUACUUAAUCAUGAUUCUGUCUUAAAGAUUUUAAGUGAUCUUCCGGGUCAUUUCGUUGUUGGAGUAUGUGGACCCCAAGGAGUUGGAAAAUCUACUGUUAUUUCUGCAUUAUGUCAAGAUCCGCAGAAUGCUUUCCCUGCGCAAUCAAUCGAAACGCUAAAUUUAGCCAGCCAUGAAACUACAGGUAUUGAUAUUCACAUCACACCUGAAAGGAUCAUACUUUUGGAUACUCAGCCCGUUUUUAGCUUAUCGGUUCUCGAACAUGCGAUGAGGAAUGAUUACAUUCCUGAUAAUAUAUCACCAGAAUUAUGGCUCGAGCUACAGUCACUUCAAAUUGUUAUCUUUCUUUUUUCGGUUUGCAACGUUGUUAUUACUGUCACUGAGAGUAUAGAUUAUACAAUGUGGAAUUUUUUAAAAAAAGCCGAAAUGCUGAAAUAUCAUAUUCCAGAAUUUCCAACUAUACCAUCAUUAGCAUCUGUGGACCCUGGUGUCGAAUAUUACCCUGAUAUCGUGUUGGUAUGUAAUAAAACUUCGCCCGCCGAUUUUACAUCAACUAAACAUAUGUCUAUCUGUGAUUUGUUGAAUAAUGUGUUUCAAGAUUCAAAUUUGAAAAUUUUUGGUGCUGUUUCCAUGACAAAGUCAUUGACAAUGUACAAGUGUCCAGAUGAUAAACGAUUACCAAACGUUUUUCUUUUGCCAUAUGAGAAUCAGCCCCUUCGCCCUAAAGGAGAGUAUAUUGGAUUCACUUAUUUAAACGCACCCGAUACAUUUAUCGUCUUGGCAGAAUCUUUGAGAAAUCAAAUAUUUCAAUUACCAAAAAAAACUGGUAAAAAAGGCCAGGUGUCUGAAAAAGAAUGGUUCCGAAGCUCAAUGAGAAUUUGGGAUAUUGUUCGUAAAUCCGAAUUUAUUACCGAAUAUGGGAAACUUGCGGCAAAGUUGAGGGAGAUGUGA
Dentiscutata erythropus is the source of this 1440-nucleotide messenger RNA. NCBI's taxonomy places the organism in Eukaryota, Fungi, Glomeromycota, Glomeromycetes, Diversisporales, Gigasporaceae. The record is from the annotation of a GenBank genome assembly.